AUGAUUGUUGCUGUUUUGUAUAUUGUUUUGGCCACUUUGAAGGGAAAAGCAAAGCCAAUUCAUGCAUUUUGCUCUCUUGAAAGCUUGGAAAUACUAUGCAGCAGCGAAAAAAUAUUCUUGGAUGGAACAUUCAAACUUGCACCUAAACUUUUCUGUCAAUUGUAUACACUUCAUGGCUCGUUCAAGGGGAAAAUUUUCCCAUUAGUUUAUAGCUUUCUCCCAAACAAAACAAAGGCAACAUAUUUGACUUUGUUCAAAAAUUUGAAAAUACAGGCCGAAAAGUUUGGGUUCAAGUUUCAACCACCUUCUGCUAUGUUAGAUUUUGAAGCAGGAGCAAUCAAUGCUUUAGAGGAAGUGUUUCCGUUCAUCAACGUCAAAGGAUGCUACUUCCACUAUUCCCAAGCAAUUUGGAGAAAGGUGCAAGAGUUGGGCCUGGUAAAGAACUAUGUAAAUAGUGAGGAGACGCGAACAUGGAUCCGUAGGAUUAUUGCCCUUCCGCUAGUGCCAAUGGAUGAAGUAAGUGAAGCUUUCCUCCUGCUUCUUGAAGAUGCCCCACAGCAAACAAGAGCAGUGAGAAAAAUGAUUGACUAUGUAGUAGACACCUGGCUGGACGAAAAUAAUGCGACAUUUCAGAUGGACUCGUGGAAUCACUUUGAAACGAAUGACAAUUUGAGGACAAACAACAAUGUUGAGGGGUGGCACUCAAAACUAAGCAAAAGAGGGCUGCCCCCUCACCCUAAUAUCUUCAGCUUAGUGAAAGUGCUUCAGGAUAUUGAAGCUGAAAAUGAAGCUGAGAGAAGAACGCUUCGAAGUAGAAAGCAAAAGUCCACCCAGAAAAAACAGUACAGAGUGCUAAAUGAAAGACUAGCACUAUUGAAACAGCGUUUAAUUGAUAAUAAUAUUCAACUUAAAGCAUACAUGGAUGCUGUAGCAUAUUUAGCAAGUACAAAAAAAUAA
Molecule: messenger RNA, 957 nt
Organism: Uloborus diversus
Lineage: Eukaryota; Metazoa; Arthropoda; Arachnida; Araneae; Uloboridae
Exons: 4
Coding region: 1-957 (318 amino acids)
Source: RefSeq, a predicted model, not a curated record